AUGGUCAGACCUGUGACUUGGGGUAGGACGCCGACAAGAGUCGCCGCCGCUACUGCCGCUGCUAAUGCUAUUGUUGCUGCUGCACUUGCCGUCGCACCUGCUAAGGUUCCGCCAGGGAACGUGGUCGCCGGAAGACCGAUUCAUAAACUGGUGGAACAGUUUUUGAAAUUAAAUCCACCGAAGUUCACUGGGGCAAGAGACCCCGAAGCUGCUGCUCUGUGGAUCCAAGGACUGGAGAAGACCUUUGCACUAUUGAUUUGCACUAAGACUGAAAAGGUCGUCCUCACAGCCUACCAGCUAGAGGGAGUUGUGAGUACUUGGUGGAGAACCACCCAAGGAGCAUUAUUUCCUGAAGGUGUAGCCCCAAAGUGGAACGCCUUCGUUGAGGCCUUCAACGGUAAAUAUUUUUCUGAGAUUGCCAAAGAGAUAAAGAUGGCAGAGUUUUAG
Eucalyptus grandis is the source of this 447-nucleotide messenger RNA. RefSeq lists its product as uncharacterized. NCBI's taxonomy places the organism in Eukaryota, Viridiplantae, Streptophyta, Magnoliopsida, Myrtales, Myrtaceae. The record is from RefSeq and is a predicted model, not a curated record. Bases 1 to 447 code for a protein of 148 amino acids. The transcript has 2 exons.